AUGAGUACAGCCAUGGUAUCGCUCGUGCUUGCCGUGAUCGUGUUGCCGUCAGCAACAACGGCCCCGGUGAGCAUGGCUAGAAGGAACUGCUCCGACACCUGUGGCUAUAAUGGUGCUAAGAUACCUUACCCGUUCGGAGUAGGUCCUUCCUGCUCCUUGCCUGGCUUCAGUCUCAAUUGUGCUGUGGACAAGCACACCAACGGCAGCCAUCUCGUGCUGGGCAACUCAACCCUGGGGGAGGUGCCCUUCGUGGGUUCCCCCUUCGUGUACGCCAGCAUCUCCUACUGGGUGAGAAUGGUUCCCGGUGUCCCGGACUACUCCGUCCACUGGGAAGCUCCAGGUAGACCCUUCGCCAUAUCUGGCUUGUCAAACAUGUCCUUGUAUGUUUUUGGCUGCGGCGUCACGGCCUCAAUGUUCCGAGGCAACAACAACAACUCGGCCAUCAUGGUCGGGAGCUGCUCCGCCAUCUGUGCCCAAGCUCAAAUCAUGGAGAAGCUACCCGAGGGGGCGUGCGAUGGCAUCGGGUGCUGUUCCAUCCACAUACGGGUCAAGUUGAGGGCAUUCACCCUCAACAUCACACGCAUCAUCGGUGAUUCUGCAGGCUCGAGCAUGGUGCACGCCUUAGUUAGCAGCGGUAAGUACCAGAUACAAUUCAAGCCUGCUGACGCCCUGAGAACGUCCAUGCUACAAUCGCUAGUACCCCAAUAUGCUGCACUGGGAUGGUCUAUUCCCUACCGGGCCAACUGCAAGCGUGCCAUGAAGGACAGGGCCAGCUAUGCAUGCGUUAGUAAGCACAGCAAGUGCCGGGACUCGCGGAUCGGUGGAUACUUCUGCUAUUGCCUCUAUGGACACGGUGGGAAUGCCUACGUUGACGACGGCUGCCCGGAAUACCAACCGCCUGCACCGCUUCCAUCGCCUCUCCCUUGGCAAGUUUAUGGCUCCAUCCAGCCUGGAACGGAUUGUCCAGCAUCAUGCGGGAACGUGAGCAUCCCAUUCCCCUUUGGCGCAAAGCUAGGCUGCUUUGCAGCUGUCCAUCUCUACUUAGCAUGUAUGCCAGGGACCGUUCUUCCUGUCCUUAAAUUGACUAGUCGAAUGGUCAUCAGUGACAUAUCUCUCGACGACGGUGUCUUGCGCAUUCAUGAGGAAUCUGAGCCAGACGAUUUCUUCUCUGGUUCGGGCUUGGACUCGGCGCUCUACUCCUUGUCCGGGAAAUGGGGAGUGGUGAAAUGGGCUGUUGACAAAAUGACAUGCGAUCAUGCAAAGCUGAACAAGAGCAAUUACAGAUGCUUGAGCCCCCACAGUGAGUGCGCUGAUGUCACGGAUGAUGGAACGCUCAAACAUCUGGGUUACCGGUGCAAGUGCUCUUCUGGUUUCGAAGGAAAUCCGUACAUCAAAGAUGGAUGCACAGAUACUAACGAGUGCCUACACCCAAAUAAAUACAUCUGCAACGGUAUUUGCCACAAUAAAUUUGGGAGCUAUACAUGCACCAGUACUGUAAUAUUAGGUGUCAACAUUGGACUAGGCAGUGGUGGAGGCAUUCUGUUUCUUGCCGCGAUUGUUGCAAUUGUUACUCGGAGGUGGAAGAAAAGCGUCGAGAAACUUCAGAGAAAAAGGCAUUUCCGUAAGAACAGAGGAAUUCUGCUACAACAGCUCAUCUUUUGUGACAAAAGUUCCAGCGGUGGCACCAAGAUAUUCUCCCUGGACGAGAUGCAGAAGGCGACCAACAAUUUCGAGCGCGCACGUGUGGUCGGGCGCGGGGGCCAUGGAACCGUCUACAAGGGCCUCCUGGCCGACCAACGCGUGGUGGCCAUCAAGAAGUCAAUGCGUGCAGUGAUGAGUGAGAUCGACCAGUUCAUCAAUGAGGUGGCCAUCCUCUCGCAGAUCAACCACCGGAACGUGGUGAAGCUCCACGGAUGCUGCCUUGAGUCCGAGGUCCCCCUGCUCGUCUACGAGUUCGUCUCCAACGGCACGCUCUACGACCUCCUACACCGCCCCUCCAAGUCGGAGCAGGAUGGUGGCUUAUUGCCCCUGUCUUGGGAGGAGCGCUUGAAGAUCGCCAUCGAGAUUGCCGGUGCGCUCACGUACCUGCACUCCGCUGCUUCGGUGUCCAUCCUACACAGGGAUGUCAAGUGCAUGAACGUGCUCCUGACGGACAGCAACACCGCUAAGGUAUCAGAUUUCGGCGCUUCGAGGCUGAUCCCAAUGGAUCAGACGCACCUGGUGACCGCUGUCCAGGGCACAUUCGGGUACCUAGAUCCGGAGUACUACCACACCGGUAUGCUCAACGAGAAAAGCGAUGUUUACAGCUUCGGGGUGAUCCUUGUUGAGCUGCUGACGAGAAGGAAACCCAUCAUCGAGAACGAGCACGGCGAGAAGCAGAACCUAUCUAGCUACUUCCUAUGGGCUAUGAGGGAGAGGAGGCCCCUCCAGGAGACACUGGACGUGCACAUCUUGUUGGAGGAAGGAAUCAGUGAGGAAGAGGUCAUGUGCGUGGCUCGGUUGGCAGAAGAGUGCCUCAGUCUCACGCGAGGGAACAGGCCUACCAUGAAAGCUGUGGAGAUGAGGCUGCAGCUCUUAACUGGGCGCCGUGUUGCACGGCCAGCUGGCCAGGAACAGGUGGCACCACAGCCGCGCUGUCGUGGCGCUGUUCCAGUGAUUGGUGAGCACGGCUCACGACAGUUCAGCCAAGAGCAGGAGUUUGUGUCGUCUCUGCAAGUACCGCGCUAG
Messenger RNA from Triticum turgidum subsp. durum (durum wheat), 2727 nucleotides. Lineage: Eukaryota; Viridiplantae; Streptophyta; Magnoliopsida; Poales; Poaceae. The record is from the annotation of a GenBank genome assembly.